AUUUCAUUCGUGUGCGUGUGUUUUCACAGCUCGACAACUACAGGAGCUCUGCGUGUGAUAUUGUGUGCACUGUAAGAAACGACAACGGUUUCGCCACACUCUCGGCGCCUUGUAGCGCCCUCCGGAGGUCACAGAAAAUAGAGCACAGCUGUGAUUUAAACAGAAACGAAAGCCGGGAAACAUCUAAGUGGACUCUACUAUUCCCAUUGAGAUUUAACUUCUUUUCUGAGUGUUGUAGUUCCGUCAUCGGGACUUCAGUUCCGGAGGUUAAUCCUAUUUUUUAACACGAGAUCCUUACAUUGCCCGGUUCUAUAUUUUUUUUAAAGAUAGUACAGAAGUCUAUGGCUUGCAUCAGAACUUCAGGACGAUGAGCGAUAACCGUGGUGCCGCCAUUUCCCGGUGAAAAAAAGCGUCUUAAACGAUCUUUCAGUUAAUAAAAAAAGAUAAACAAAACCAUGGAGGCCGAUGCGGCAUUUGCAUCACUAGAUCCUACAGUGCAUCCCCGCGACCCGGCUCCUGGCUACCUGUUCCGUAUGUUCCGCGAGUAUCAGAACAACUCAGUCAUAGUUGCCCACUACAACUACACGGGAAAGUUGUCGGGGAACAAGUACCGGGAGGGUCUGAAGCCUGUGGACAUUGUGUUUCUGGUCAUCUGCCUGCUCAUCGUGUUGGAGAACACAGUGGUUCUGGUGGCCAUUUGGCGCAACAAGAAAUUCCACCUGCCCAUGUACUACCUUCUUGGAAACCUGACCCUUUCUGACUUGCUGGCAGGGUUCACCUACAUGGUGAACAUUGUAACAUCGGGUGCCAACACGCUGCGGCUGACUCCUGUGAAGUGGUUCUUGCGGGAGGGCGGGGUUUUCAUCACGCUGGCAGCUUCCAUCAUCAGCCUGCUGGCCAUCGCUAUCGAGCGCCACGUUACCAUGGUGAGGAUGAAGCCCUACCAAGGGGCCAAACGAGGCCGCAUGUUUAGCCUUAUAGGAGCUAGCUGGGUGGUGGCAGCUCUGCUGGGGGUGCUGCCCAUAACAGGCUGGAACUGUAUAGGGGGUCUGGAGAGCUGCUCCACGGUGCUGCCGCUCUACGCCAAGAGCUAUAUCCUCUUCUGCGUCUCAAUAUUCAUUGCCAUCCUACUGGCCAUCGUGGUGCUCUACGUCCGAAUCUUCCGCAUUGUGAAGUCCAACACACAGCGGCUGAGCAUUGGCGGAGGAGGGGGCACGGUCGCCUCCCCCUCGCCACGCAGGGGCUCGGCCCGCAAGUCGCAGAAGUAUCUGGCCCUGUUGAAGACGGUCACCAUCGUGCUGGGCGUGUUCAUUGCCUGCUGGCUGCCCCUCUUCAUCCUCCUGCUAACGGACUUCUGCUGCCCGCGCGGUGAAUGCGGCGUGCUCCUCAAAGCCGACUACUUCCUGGGGGUGGCCAUCAUCAACUCCCUGCUCAACCCCAUCAUCUACACGCUCACCAGCAGGGACAUGCGGCGGGCCAUCCUCCGCUUGCUGUGCCGCCGUUGCCUGGUGACCAAAGACGGGCACAUGAGGAAGAUCGGAAUGCCCUUCCUGGACUACAGUACCAGCAAGACAGAGGUGGCAUCCCACCGGCUGGAGGGCCAGGACAACGUCUCCACCGGCAACAUCACGCCCUCGCAAAUCAAGGCCCUCUACUCCAAAGUGCUCAGGACGUGAGGCCACUGUGGAGUCCCUGAUCUGGGCCACGAGAGAACAUUUUGUUGAACUGGCCAACAAGAACUCAUUUUUUAAUGCCAGUGAAAGCCUCGGGAAAAGCACAGAUGUAAUAAUCCCGUCGCAGCGGCAUACUGACAGAAACUUCAAAUGUUUUUCUUUUUGUUUUUUUUUGCACUCUCCUUUCUUUGCAAUUCACUUUAUCUGGGACCUUUAAAAAAUCCUAGAAUUUCAUGUGUUCUGAAUUCCACCUACUGCUUUAUGAGCACGCACCCUCUUGUGAGGAUGUCAGUUAAAUCUUGCAGUAGUGUUUUGAAUUUCCAAAAAACAAGCUGAAAAAACUGAUACUCAGCUGCAGAGUUGGAAGACAAUAAUACAUUUCAGCAACAAUACAGCUUGCUUCAAAAACUCUCAGCCUUCCAAAAUUACAAACAUAAGUUAGGUCAGGUUUGACACCAGCUAUGCUUCCACUCGCUCUGAAAGUUUUUUUUUUUCUUUUUCCUUUGUGUUUGAAAAGCCAAUGUGGUCAUCAGAGGUGAGGGAAUUUAUGUGUGAAUGUCACCUCACUGUUAGAGUGUAAAAACGAAAACCACCGGGCUGAUCUGAGCGCUGUCGGUGUGGUCGUGUGAAGCGGCGUCCUAACGUGGGCGAGAGCAAACAUCACGUACUCAUGGCAGCUCAGUAAUUCUACCAAAGAAAAUCUCAUCAGUUAUGGGACACAAUGACAAUUCUCGUCUUAUGUUUUCUGGUUCGCGGUCACCGAUGUUCAGAUUAAAGCGACCAUUUAAUGUACAGGCUUUUGGACCAGUGAAUCUCAGUCUUCAGCUAUAAAGUCCUCAACCUGUGGUGACUGAAGAGGCAAACGGACAGUGUUUUUGGAAUGCAAGGACAGGUUCCACUGGAAGCCUGCAUAUUUUGGAGAAGACCGUGCUUUGUGGAGCCUCACAGGGAAUUAUGGGUAAAUUAGGGUACCCAGAAGGAAGCUAGCAACCAUGCAUGUAAACUAUACUGUGAAGCACUCGACAACCUGUCAAAUAGAAAGGACACAGGGCGAUUCCCCUCUCGUCUGCUUAGGCCUUCUCUGUCAUGCUUUUUCAAACCCAAAUAUGGUGUUAUGACUAUGAUUAAGACAAUGCCUGUUCACUAUAAGAGAUGUAUAGCCCGCCUGCAAACAGUAGCACAGGUGUAAUCUAUUUUAUUUUUUUGGUGACAUGCAGUUUUUGACCUGUUGUGCAUGUACAUAGGCACAGGACUUAAGUGUCCCCACAGCUAGAAGACAUGUUGUGGCUGACCAACUGGAACCAGGUGCCACAGAGGAAUUCACCACUGCUGUUCACUGACUCCAGCAGAGAUUGUGGUGCCGGUCAUGGCUACCUCGUGGCAAAAAUGUGGUUGUCAGUACAACCGGACAACCAAACCAGCACCUUGAGCAAUACUCAUCUAAACAGAAGCUCAAUUUAUUUAAAAAAAUAAUAAUACAAGAAGCAAUAUACUGACGUUGACAAAAUGCACCUACCAUGUAAAAUAAAUGUGCCCAGGUGGACGGUUAAGUGCCCGGGAACUCUGGAAAGCUCUCUGGUCAGCAGGCAUUUGUUGUGUGGUCUUGGGGCUAUCGCAUAUCCAGUCAGCCAGAGCCAGCAGGUCCCACAUGUAAUAGCCUGUCAUGACUCCAGAUCUUAUGCAACUGAAGUUUUAUUUAUGGUCCUUACUAUCUAUAGCUGAUGACGCCUUUCCUUUGUGAGACAAUUUGACACAGAAGUUAAUAAAAUAGGUAAAGUAGAUAUUAUCCCCUUAUAAGCUAGUAUUUUGGACCUGUGUGCUGAAUUCCCAUUCAGGGGAAAGUGUCUCCUUCCUAUUGAAUCUGGGAAUGUGGCUUGAAAUAAUGCCCACAGAAAUGUAUACAAAUGUAUACAUGGAAAAAGUGUUCCAUCUUUCACCUUUAUGCAUUUUUGUACAUAGAAAAAAUGUAAGUUGCUUAUCAAAAUGUAUUUUCAUAAUGGAUAUUUGUUUGAAAUUUUUAAGUUAUGUUCCUUUUUUAUGUGAGACCAUUUCAUAUGCACUUCGGAAGAAUAAAGUGAAUUUAUUAAAUGUCAAAA
This is a messenger RNA of Anguilla anguilla (European eel), 3769 nucleotides long. RefSeq names its product sphingosine 1-phosphate receptor 1-like. The transcript has 2 exons. Lineage: Eukaryota; Metazoa; Chordata; Actinopteri; Anguilliformes; Anguillidae. Gene Ontology annotation, molecular function: sphingosine-1-phosphate receptor activity. The coding region runs from base 456 to 1676 and encodes 406 amino acids. Gene Ontology annotation, cellular component: membrane. Gene Ontology annotation, biological process: G protein-coupled receptor signaling pathway. The record is from RefSeq and is a predicted model, not a curated record.